AUGCAUCCUGAAAAUUUGGCACAGUAUAACGCAAUUAUUCAGCAGCAGCUUCUAGAGGGAAUCAUUGAGUUAGCUCCGCUCGGGACUACGGGAUCCUCUGGCUGGAGUUCAAAAAUAGCGACCAAUAUUUAUGUAGACAAUGUCCUCUUACUUUUGGAAACAGAAGGGGAAGCACUCGAAGCGUAUCAGGAAUCGAAACAAAUUUUCUUAUCAGCCAAGAUGAAUUUAUGCGACUACAUUUCAAAUUCCACAUUCGUCAGUGAAAAGAUAAAACCAGAGGACCGUUAUCCCACGCAGAAUGUCAAAGUCCUUGGCCUGAUAUGGAACGUCUUUGACGAUAUGCUCAUAUACCGAGUAGGGCUUGUACUGAAGAAAUUGAAUGGCACAUUAUUACAGACGCCUCUUCUCGUGCAAAUUGCGCAGCUGUCUAUGCGCGUUCAAAAACUAACAUUUGCUCAUUAUUUCGAAGUGCCGCAUAUCUCCAAUUCAAGGUUUGACUUACCACGCUUGGAGCUCUUAGGAGUUUUGAUCGGUGUUCAAAUUUCCCAAUUGAUUGCGAAACAGCUUCGUUUAAGCAAUAUGCAUUUUACUUUGUGGUGCGACAGCAAAUGCGUUCUUUCUUGGAUCGAAGUAGAAAUCGAUGACAGUUUACCACGGUUUUUCCGGCAACACGCGGACUGUCUCCAUCGAUGCUUUCCGCAUCAAUCCGGUAAUGCAACGGUCCAGAUUGGCUUUCUAAAACUCGCUCAAAUUGGCCUCGUUUCGAAGUACCUAGAUCGGAUUCCAUUCAAUAAGAGCAGUUUAUCAGUGCAGCUGUUAGUGAUCUUAUUCAAAUUUCAUGUAGCGUUAAUGCAGCAGGUGCGAACACAUUUUCGACUUCAUGGAAUACGCUUAUUGACACAGCCGCAUACGUACUGUGUUUCCUCCGUAAAAUUACACGCAUGCUUGCUACUUGGCUUGCACCUAUCUCUAGAUCUGGGGUGUUCCAAAACAUCUGAAAAUUGCACAAAAUUGUUUGUUUCGCCAAACACAGCGCCACAUCAGCGAAUAGGAAAUAAGGACAAACUCUGGCGAUGUGGGGGUCGUCUUACGACAACUAGAUUGCCACAGCAAGAAAAACGUCCAAUAUUUUUACCGCGACAGAGUCGAAUAACAUAG
This is a messenger RNA of Gongylonema pulchrum, 1158 nucleotides long. Lineage: Eukaryota; Metazoa; Nematoda; Chromadorea; Rhabditida; Gongylonematidae. The record is from the annotation of a GenBank genome assembly.